AAUAACAAAAUUUCUCAACGAAAUUCUUCAUUAAAUAUGUUGACAGUAUUUGUGUACACAAAGACAUAAAACACGUUCCACCGAGAACACCUUGUCAAUUUAGAAGAAUAUCAACUAUUGGAUAUAAUCAUACGAAUAAGCAACUUAACAGAGAUUAUCACAGUUGGAUCUGUUGAUUUAUCAGAGUUUCAUAUUACUUUUCUUCAGUGAAAGACAAAUAUAUGGCAACAUUUUACACUGAGAAGAAUUAAAACAAUGAGAAUAUACAAUUACAUGAUAAUACUAGUUAUAUCUAAUUUACUUUCGACAAAAUCGAAUAUGACACCGGCUGAUCCUGAACUUUUGGAACAGUUAUGGAUUCAGUUAUAUCGUUACUUGCCAGGACCUUCAAUGGGACCAAAAUUAUCUUCAGAGCAUUCAGCAAGUAUUUCACUUUCUGUCAGUGUUGACAGUUUGGAAUUGGUCUAUAAUAAAAAUCAACUUAUAUGCCGUGCAAGUCUUACAUUAUUUGCUGAAUGGCCGGUUACUGAUUCACGAGUAGCUGAAAGCAGUCUAAUCGAUAUGGUUGGCGGAGGGGUUCGACUUGAUGUUGAUAGAGUGUGGCAUCCACAACUUGUUAUCAAAGGUGCGUUCAAACAUGAUCGUUUUCAUCAACGUUUAGAGUUACGCAAUUCAUAUACUGGAAGUAAUGGACUCCCAAAGUCUACCAAUCCAACAAAUUCAUUGAAUCGACCACAACCUGGUUUUGCUUCUCGUGGACUACCUAAUGAAUCGACAGUGCAAUCAAUUCGUUCUCAUAAUCGUGGCAAAACCUUAAAAGUUGUUCCAGAAGGAGAUGUGCAAAAUUUUGCAUUUACUGAAAGUAUGGUUGUGGAAGUUGCUUGUCAAGAGCCAAAAAAAUUUCAUCACAUUGGUGCGAUCGUCUGUCCAAUAUGGAUAAAACAAGAGGGUUUUAUGAAAACUCAACCAGUUAUUAAGUGGACUGAACGAAAAUGUUGCCUCAUUUCAAGUGAUGUACAAAAGAAAUCGUCUUAUUUGAGCGUUACAAAGCGAUAUGAUGAGCAUAUUGAUAAAUCUGGCCCAGAUCAAAGUUUGGGAAUCAACAUUUGUUUUUCACAAAGUGGAAGAUUAUUUCAAGGCAGUUUACCUCCACUCCUUCUUGUACUCAUCUCAAUCACUUUACUGUGGACAAAUCAACUUGGUACACAAAAUCUUAGUUGUAUGCAAUUAAUUCUGUUCUUAUGUUCUGUUGCAUUUUGGGUAUGGAUGAAUGGACAAAAUUUAGAUAAUUCAAAAUCAGCUGGAUUCCUUAAUGUAUGGUGCUUGUUGUGUACAAGUUCAAUCGGUCUAAUCUACUUAUUUGUCUUGAUUCAUCAUUGUUUUGUAUGUCGAUUCCUUAGACGAAAAUAUCAGCAACUAGAUCGUUUAUCCUCCUUUGGUUUAAAUCAGAAUAAAUCAACUGCUAUUAAUGAACGAAUAAAUGGACCUGUAUCAGUUCAAGGUUAUGGAUGUUGUGGAAAUUGUACAACAUGUCCAGAUUCAUGUGCCAGUUGUAUAGCAGGGAGAACAAGUACAGGAUUUGUUUCAUCAAAUGGUACUGCUGUUUGCUGUAGUAACAGUAGCUGUGGUUUAUCUGGUGGUAGUGGUCAUGUUUGUCAAGGAUUGCCUAUAUUACAAACUAGUGCAACUGCAAACAACAGUCCAGGACCUAUGGGGUUUACUCAGACAGUGGGACUGUCAGGAAAUAAAAGAGAUAAUUUUGGCGAUAACUAUUUAUGCUCAGGAAGUUCUGAAUCAGGCAAUGGUGUUAACAAUGGUACAUUUCGUGGUUUACGAUGGCGUAAUUCAAGGCGAACAAAUAAUAACAAUCUUUUAGGUGUUGAUUUCAGCCAACCAGAAUGUCAUAUAUGUCGAUCACAUUUAAUUGACAAUUCAUUAUUACCGCCUACAGUUACACAAAAUCAUCAGUUACCUAACACAUUAUACAAAAAUGUAUAUAAUUUUAAUGUAAAUAAUUAUCCAUCCACUUUUGUUUAACUGGAUUAAAAACCUUACUAACUGUUUGUUUCUGUCUUAUAAGUAGUGUCUAUUGGAUUAGUGUAUUUGCUCAAGGUACACUGCCUGAAAUGUGUCUUGGUGUUUCAGUUUGUCAAAUGAUAGAAGUAAAUCAUUCAUGACUACAGUCAACACAUCAAUGAUCCAACUAAAUGAAGCCUAUUUUCUAACUGUAAACAUAAAUUGAAAUGAUCCAUAUUAACGUUAUGAUCUUCUAGUGGAGAUGUAAAUCUAUAUCCGAAACUAAAUAUAUUUGUAAACAAAAUAGGCUUUUCUUUGAAUUAUGUUUCUUGUUCAACCAAAAAAAUAAUUGAGACAUUUUACCUUGGUUACAUAAAAAACUGGUAAGUUUGUCAACUAAAGACCAACAUAUAUUCAACAAUUUUAACAAUGUAUAUUAUGGUGUGAAACAUGAAAACAUUUUUGAGAAUUUUCUCUCAUAAUUACUUGACUAAAUGUUAAUAUGCUUUUGUUGUGAUUGCCCUUGUAAAUAGAUAUAUGUGAAAAUAUGACUAUCUAUUGUUAAUAAUUGAGAAAAAAUAGUAAUAAUUUUGACAGU
Messenger RNA from Heterobilharzia americana, 2614 nucleotides. NCBI's taxonomy places the organism in Eukaryota, Metazoa, Platyhelminthes, Trematoda, Strigeidida, Schistosomatidae. The record is from the annotation of a GenBank genome assembly.